AUGUCCAAACCCUCAAUAUCUCCGCCGAUUAUUCUGUUGGCCUUUAUCCUCGUCCCCCUUUACAUCCAGCCCGUGUCUGCCGGUGGAACAGUUACAAUCACUGCAGCUGCCGCCUACUCUUCUCUGCUUCCCUGUUCACAGGAAUGCAUCUAUAGCCCCGACCUGGGCUGUCCCACCGCCCGCGAUCCUGUUGGCAACGCCAUCGGCUGUUACGACAGCCUCACCGCCGCGUGCGAAAAGGUCCCAUGGGCGAUGGACAGCUGUUACUGCCGAAGUGACCUGCAAAUCAAUGCUGUCAGCGCCAUCAGCAGACGUGUGUUCUCUCUGUGCACCCUCGGCGACUCGAUGGGUGAUUUUACAUCGGUUUCGAACCUGUAUACUGGGUAUCGUUCGCGGGCUGGAUUUCCUGUAACCACUGCUGCUGCCGCUUCGACUGCGGUGGCGCCUCUUAUUCCUUCGAGUGCAGCCGUCACUUCAAGUUCGUCAAGCUCAAAUUCUAGCCCUUCUUCUCUCUCGCUUUCAGGUUCUUCCUCGUCAAGCUCCCAGGAUAAUGGUCUUUCUUCAGCGGCAAUUGUAGGCAUUAGUGUGGCGGGCUCGUUGGCUGGAGUCAUAUCUGCCGCUGUAGCCCUGUACGAACUUCGCCGUCGCAGACGCAGAUAA
Molecule: messenger RNA, 660 nt
Organism: Cladophialophora bantiana CBS 173.52
Lineage: Eukaryota; Fungi; Ascomycota; Eurotiomycetes; Chaetothyriales; Herpotrichiellaceae
Exons: 1
Coding region: 1-660 (219 amino acids)
Source: RefSeq, a predicted model, not a curated record